Paramecium octaurelia is the source of this 1352-nucleotide messenger RNA. NCBI's taxonomy places the organism in Eukaryota, Ciliophora, Oligohymenophorea, Peniculida, Parameciidae. The record is from the annotation of a GenBank genome assembly.
AAAUUAAAUGGAGUACUUAACUAAUGAAAAACUCCUUAAAUAAUAACAAUCAGCUCUAUUUUCCAUCAGCAAUUCUCGUUCUAAUAGUGUUUCGCGAUUUCCUAUUCCUAGUCAGAGAGCCGCUCCUGAUCCAGUUCAACCGCUAAGAUCUGCAGAUUUGUUUAAUAAAUUAGAAGACAUAUUGAAAUAGAAGUAGCUUAGUACUACAACAAGAAAGAGACAGAAGCAAAUAUCAUGUAUUUUGAAUUCAUAAGCUUGUCAUGAGGAUAAAAAAUAACAAAACAUAGAGGCGAGUUAUUAUAAAUCACCUAUUAGAUUACUUGAUGUACCUGUAAAUGGCUUCAUUGAUGUAAUAUGUUUAUAGUUAUUAUGAUCUAUAGAAUAAUAUUGAAGUCAGAAACAGGAGAGAAACUAUACUUAUUGGAUCACCUCCCUUUAACUAAUAAAAUUAAAGCAGCAAAAAGAGAAAUACUAUUUAAAAUCAAUUUCAAGAAAAUUUAAAUUAAAAAAAAAAAGAGAGCCUUAAAAGGUUUGAAGUUGAGUUUAACAAUAUGCAAGAAAAAAUUAGAGGAAGAAACAAUGUAUAUAAUCCAUUUCUCCUAUUAGUCUGUCUUAUAUGAGGAAUAAGAUAUAAUAAAAAGAAAUUAAAUGAAAGAAAAAAAAGUAGAUUUGAACAUCAGUACUUCUAAGGAAAACAAUACGACAUUAAAUAAGUUGAAUCAUCAAUUACAAAUACAAAAUAAUCAUCUAUAAGAAUAGUUAAUUUUUGAAUAAAAUUAAAAUACUAAAUUAAAUAUGCUCAUUAAUAACUUAAAUGAUCAAAUCGCAGGAUUACAUAAGUAAUGUAUUCUCUAUUUCAUAGACAAAUGACUCAAUAACAAUAAUAGAAUAAUGAAGAUUGCAUCAUCAAAGAUAAUUUUAUUAAAUAAUUUCAUUCAAAAAUUGAAUAGUUAGAAAAUGAAAUUAAAUAAAAAGAUCAACUGAUUAAUAAUUUACAGUAACAAAUAUCUGAAUUCAAUAAUGUGUAUAAAGAAAUGCAAGAAUUAGAGAAUCUAUGUUCUUCAAUGUCAUUUUUAGGUAAAUUGUGUAUUGGACAUAAUCAUUUGAUUCAAGAAAUCAAAGAUUUAUUGUAAGUGUAGUAGAACAUCAUUGAAAAAGUAACCAAUAACAAAGAUUUUCCAAUCGAUUAAUUAAUUAUCUAAAAGAGAUAGAAAAAACAUAAUCCGCAGAGUUAAGUUGAUUAUUAAUAAUUAUGUCAAGAGACCACGAGUAUCUUGGAGAAUAUCAUUAAAUAAAUCAAAAGUUCUAUUGAAUAAUUAACAGAAAGAUUCAUUCAUGACUUACUUAUUUGA